Symphalangus syndactylus (siamang) is the source of this 1753-nucleotide messenger RNA. It is a transcript of the gene S100P, whose product is annotated as S100 calcium binding protein P. Lineage: Eukaryota; Metazoa; Chordata; Mammalia; Primates; Hylobatidae. Gene Ontology annotation, cellular component: extracellular exosome; cytoplasm. Gene Ontology annotation, biological process: endothelial cell migration. Gene Ontology annotation, molecular function: calcium ion binding; transition metal ion binding; calcium-dependent protein binding. The record is from RefSeq and is a predicted model, not a curated record.
UGAACACAGGCCCUACCUCCAUGCUCCUUACCUCUGUGCCCUCCAGGACUCGCUCAGCCUCCCAUGCACAGACCCUCUGAGUACAGUACCUCCGCUAUAGAGACAGGGAGAGGUGCGACCAUGCUUGAGGCCAGAGUCCCCGACUCUGCCCAGAGUCCCAGGAGCCUUCGUGCUGCCUAAGCCCUGUGGGUGCUCUGGGUUUGGUAAGUGCCAGGGCUCAAAAAUCAACACCCCAACGUGGAAGCCUCAGAAGCAAAAGUUUCUGUGUCCUGCUCCCACCCUCCUGUCUCCAGCCCCUCCUUCUCCUCUGAGAGGCUUCCCCAAACCCUGCCACAAAACCCAGAAAUAUGACUCCAGUUCUCCACUCCCUCCCCUUUCCGUGUAGAAACCAGCCUAAAGAAACCCUCUGGCCUGCUUUAUUUGACUGUAGGUCAUAAGAGCUCCAUUCCAGAGAGGGUCCUGCCCCACACCUAGAAGGAGGGAGAGCUGCUCAGAGAAGCCCCCGGGAAUCUGACCCGACAGGCCCUGCCAGGUUCUCCUCUCGGUCUAAGAGCGUCCGGCCUUACUUCUGUGUCCAAUCAUAGUUCCAUACGUUGCUGAACUGUCUUUAUGUUUAUAAACAUGGACAGUUUCCCCCCAGAUCUUUGGGUCUUCAUCGUGAAGGCUGCCAUGCCACAUAAGCUACGAUCAAAUACAUCUGUUAUGCUCUUCUCCUGUUCAUCUGCCUUUUGCCUGUUGAUUUUCAGUGAACUCCCAGAGGAUGAAAAGGAGUUUUCCGUUUGGCCCCACAGGGGAGGAGCGAGCGAGAUUGAGGUGGAAGCUGGGCCUCUGAAGGACACAGGGUGUUCUAAGAAAGGGGCAACAGGGCAGAUCUGUGUUCACACACACGCCCGUGUGAAUUCACUCUCAGACGUCUCCUUGUGUCAGCACGCUGGGUGCCAGCACGCUCUGAUAUUGACACAAAGGGCCAUGGAGUCAGCACUCACUCCACACACACCCCGUGCCCACUUACCCAGGGAGGGCCAGGAAUGAGGACACCACUGUGGCUCAGUGAUGGCACCGAGACACAGGUGAACACUGUAAAAUGUGGAUGCCUGGAGGCAGCCCACACCCUGGGCCUUGGCUGGGAGAAAGCUUCCAGAAAGGUUAUCACAGCGAUGCAUUUCAUCAGAACUGAGCACAUGAAUGGGGAGGGGCAGGACUUCCUGAAUGUCCCAACUCCACUGUCCCACCCUCUGUGUCAAUAUGAGGCUGCCUUAUAAAGCACCAAGAGGCUGCCAGUGGGACAUUUUCUCGGCCCUGCCAGCCCCCAGGAGGAAGGUGGGUCUGAAUCCAGCACCAUGACGGAACUGGAGACAGCCAUGGGCAUGAUCAUAGACGUCUUUUCCCGGUAUUCGGGCAGCGAGGGCAGCACACAGACCCUGACCAAGGGGGAGCUCAAGGUGCUGAUGGAGAAGGAGCUACCGGGCUUCCUGCAGAGUGGAAAGGACAAGGAUGCCGUGGAUAAAUUGCUCAAGGACCUGGACGCCAAUGGAGAUGCCCAGGUGGACUUCAGCGAGUUCAUCGUGUUCGUGGCUGCAAUCACGUCUGCCUGUCACAAGUACUUUGAGAAGGCAGGACUCAAGUGAUGCCCUGGAGAUGUAGAUUCCUGGCAGAGCCAUGGUCCCAGGCUUCCCAAAAGCAUUUGUUGGCAAUUAUUCCCCUAGGCUGAGCCUGCUCAUGUACCUCUGAUUAAUAAAUGCUCAUGAAAUGA